GGGCGCAUCCUGUGUGCAGGACCCAACUCAUGUCUCCCCGUCUCAGACGGUUUGGAUGCGAGUGAAGGAGCCGACGUGUUUUUCUCCUCUUCAUCGUUUUCGAACUUCCCGACGGUGACGCCGAACCCCCCCCCCCCCCACAACCCCCAACCCCGCUGCCGCUGCAAGGAUGGACGGGUCCAACCGAACUGUCGACCCGAGCUGCAGGGACCAGCCGCCCGUCGCUAUCGACAUUAUCCUGCAGUUGGACGUCUUUGGGAUCAUCCUGUACUCUAUGCUGACCUUCAUGGCAGCCGUGUCCGUGCUGGUCUACAUAGAGGAGUGUGUCUACAUCUAUCGGAAGGUGCCCUCAAACAAGAAGAGCAUCAUCAUAUGGGUCAAUGGGGCCGCACCGGUGAUAGGCACCAUGUCGUGUAUGGGGAUGUGGGUUCCCAGAGCCACCAUGUUUACUGACAUGACCUCUGCCUGCUACUUCGCCAUCGUGGUGUUCAAGUUCCUGAUCCUGAUGCUGGAGGAGGUGGGCGGCGAUGAGGCGUUCCUGCGACGGGCGGGGAAACACAAGUUGAGGAUCAGCACGGGGCCCUGCUGCUGCUGCUGCCCCUGCCUGCCACACGUGGCUAUCACACGGCGCUCACUGUUCCUGCUGAAACUGGGCUCCUUCCAGUUCGCUCUGCUGAAGAUUGUUUUCACCGUCCUCUCCAUUGUCCUGUGGACCAACGGAAACUUUGACGUGGCCGAUAUGGAAAUUACUGGUGCCGCGAUCUGGAUUAACCCAUUUGUGGGCAUCUUGACAAUCAUUGCCUUGUGGCCCGUAGCCAUCAUGUUUAUGCACCUGAGGACCACCCUGCGCAGCCUGAAGAUCAUCCCCAAGUACGCAAUGUACCAGUUGGUGCUUGUCCUGUCUCAGCUGCAGGCAGCCAUCAUCAACAUCCUGGCCAUGAAUGGAACAAUCGGCUGCGCUCCGCCCUACUCUUCCCAAGCACGGGGAUACUUGAUAAGUCAACAGUUGUUGAUUCUUGAGAUGUUCAUCAUCACACUGGUGACCCGCCUGCUGUAUCGCAGACAGUACGACCCGUUACCCAAGGAUGAGCUCGACAGCAAGAUGGUCCCGGUGCAGGAGGACAUAUGAGAAGUGUGUGUGUGUGUGUGUGUGUGUGUGUGUGUGUGUGUGUGUGUGUGUGUGUGUGUUUGGCUGUCUGUCAUGGGCACAUAUGUGAAAUAAAUAGCUUCAAGCAUGUGAGUUUUACAUAUGUAGUAGAGAUCAUAAGGGAAAAUAUUUGGAGUGAAUUAAUCCACUCGGUUACUUGUGGUUGUUUUUUUAUGGGUCGUGGCCAUGGGUUUGUUGCCAUUCUCCAAAACUGUACAAAAUAUUGGAGUGACAGGCCACAGCCAUCAUGCACCUUUUGCAUGUGCGGUUGAACAAGAUUGAUGUAACUUGUUUUGCUCCUCCUUGUAGUUUUGUCCACGAGGCUCAUUUGUAGCUUGUCAAACUGUGGUCUGGAUGUAAGGUUGAAUGUAUAUUUCUCGCAUAUUUGCGCUUUGAAACUGUAUUGUUGUUACCAAUUCGUACAGUGUUAAUAUUUCAAAAAACAUGCUCCGCCAAA
Lampris incognitus (smalleye Pacific opah) is the source of this 1604-nucleotide messenger RNA. RefSeq names its product solute carrier family 51 subunit alpha (gene slc51a). Bases 170 to 1129 code for a protein of 319 amino acids. Gene Ontology annotation, molecular function: transporter activity. Gene Ontology annotation, biological process: transport. The record is from RefSeq and is a predicted model, not a curated record. NCBI's taxonomy places the organism in Eukaryota, Metazoa, Chordata, Actinopteri, Lampriformes, Lampridae. The transcript is spliced from 8 exons.